Messenger RNA from Puccinia triticina, 789 nucleotides. RefSeq lists its product as uncharacterized. The transcript is spliced from 5 exons. The record is from RefSeq and is a predicted model, not a curated record. Lineage: Eukaryota; Fungi; Basidiomycota; Pucciniomycetes; Pucciniales; Pucciniaceae. The coding region runs from base 1 to 789 and encodes 262 amino acids.
AUGUGGGAUGCAAUGACACUUCAACAGAAGCGGGCCUUUGCAACAGAUCCAACAGUUGCACCUGAUCAAGAUUCUGCACCAACAUUCAAUCCAACCGGGGCAGCAGGUGCUUAUACUGCAACAACUGGCAAUGAUCAAAAUCCUCAGGCAGCCACUACUACCGACUUGGUUCCUCCACCUCAAGUUACAAUGGUUGCAGGCUUACAGGUCUGCUCAAAGUCCUUAAAGGCAGCUUACUUGCAUGUUGAUAAGUGGAUAACCAAGUGGCAGGCCAAAGUGGUCCACGUGGCCAAGAGCUCUCAUUGUGAAUUUGUUCUGAUAGGAAUAUCCAACCACCUCUCGGCACACAGCUUCCAAUUCACCCGCACACUUGCUUGUGAAGCUGCUACCGGCCUGCAAACUUGUCUUGGAUCUUUUGUUGCUGAAGAGACCAAUGGCUUGAAACGGUCUUGGAGCUGGGGUGACUGUGACAGUCAACUUGGUGCUAUUGGUUUCAAGCUUGUUUUUCUUCCUGGCGCCAAGUCCAACCCAAUAUGGCUCAAGACUCUGAGCCGCGAACUCAAAGUUCCUAUGAUCACACUUAUUAAUCACAACCUCAAUCAGAACCUCAUUUGUGUAGUGGCCGAUCAAGAUGCAUUGCUUGGCGUGGUUCCUUGUCACAAGAAGAAUCUUCAAAAGAAGCAACCACCUUGCACCACUGAUGAUACCAACAGCAAACUGGGAGCCCCGACCACCUCUGCCGACUCCAUAACCAACCAACCCAAAAAUGAUGAAGGCGAAGACGAAUGA